GAACCUGGUGAAGAUGAAAUGGGCUGAAUCAACGUCAGCCGCGAAGCGCCUUCUAAUCACUCGCAGGUACUUCCGGAGGCGCGAGUGCGCGACGCUCGGGAGCGACGUGGGGCGGAGUCUAGGCCAAGCGGGCACUGCGGAUCUCAACUGAGCGUCACUGUGCUCGCCGGGCUGAGGUCGGCUCAGCAACCAUGGCGAAAGGCAGAGUCUCCGAACGAUCGCAGACGGGGGCACUCCACGCGACCCCAGAGGGGGACGGAGUAGCGGGGACGCGGGGUCCCGCGGCGCCGGGCGGCGGAGACCACCUGAAGGAGAAAGCCUGGGCAGAAGCUGGGUCAGCAAGAAUGUCACUCCUUAUAUUGGUGUCCAUUUUCUUAUCUGCAGCUUUUGUUAUGUUUUUGGUAUAUAAAAAUUUUCCUCAGCUUAGUGAAGAAGAAAGAAUGAAUAUGAAGGUUCCCAGAGAUAUGGAUGAUGCCAAGGCUCUAGGAAAAGUUUUAUCCAAAUAUAAGGACACCUUUUACGUACAAGUACUUGUAGCUUAUUUUGCUACGUAUAUUUUCUUGCAAACAUUUGCUAUUCCUGGCUCUAUAUUCCUCAGUAUACUCUCAGGGUUUCUUUAUCCCUUUCCAUUAGCCUUAUUUCUUGUUUGUUUGUGUUCUGGACUUGGUGCCUCAUUUUGCUAUAUGCUCUCCUAUUUAGUUGGGAGACCAGUUGUAUAUAAAUACCUGACAGAGAAAGCAGUAAAAUGGUCACAGCAGGUUGAACGUCAUAGAGAACAUCUCAUUAACUACAUUAUAUUUUUGAGAAUAACACCAUUUCUGCCCAAUUGGUUUAUUAACAUUACAUCUCCUGUGAUAAAUGUGCCAUUGAAGGUUUUUUUUAUUGGCACUUUUCUAGGUGUCGCUCCUCCCUCAUUUGUAGCAAUUAAGGCAGGAACAACACUAUACCAGCUUACGACAGCAGGGGAAGCUGUUUCCUGGAACUCAGUAUUUAUUCUGAUGAUUUUAGCUGUUCUUUCUAUUCUGCCAGCCAUCUUCCAGAAGAAACUAAAGCAGAAAUUUGACUAAAAAAAUCGUCUGGUUUUUAGUUUUCCUAUCAUCAUCAUCAUCAUCAUCAUUAUCAUCAUCAUUUUAGGAUUAGCAGUUGCUUCCAUUUAUGUUUUUAAGUCAUCUCUUCAGUAACUGAAACAAGGAAUUUGUGAAAUAAAAUUUUCUGUCAGGCGGUUAAAAUAAUGCAUUUAAGUGUCAAAAGGAGAAAAGAGUAAAAAUGGAAAUUGAUGUACUAUGAACAAUGCUGUCAAUAGUUAACAGUAAACAUCUUAAUAAAUCACUAAACCAAGGGUAGCUAUAGAUAAUUAAUAGUGGCAUGGUAGGAAAUUUUUGAUCCAACUGAAACAUUCAAUUUAACUUAAUAUUUUUCUCUCUUAUCUCUUGCUAAUAACUAAAAUAGAUAUUUAGAAAUUCUAGAUUUUUAAAAAGUGUUGCUGUUCUUGCUAAUGUUAGCCUUUUUUUCAAAGCAUAAACUGGAAAACGAAAGCUUUAAAGAGAUUUACAUUUUUUUCCUCUUUUUAAAAAACCUUUGAGGUAAUAGGUUUGUUUCGAGGUCAUGUCUUAGAUCACUAAAUAUGGACAGUAUAUCAGUUUAUCUAUCUUAUGAAAUUUAGUUUUUUUUCUGUUCUAGAUUUUUAUCAUGGAUUAGUCUGAAAUUUAGAAUUCUGGCCACUCUGUUUUCAUCCUUUUUUCUAACUUUUACAGUAUUUCCACUGUGCAUUUAAAGAAUGAGAAUUACAUGAUAACUGUUUCAUAUUUGGUGUUGAUAAUUUAUAUUCAGAUAAUAUUUUGUUACAGUGUUUCUUUAAUAUCUCAAAAGGGGAUCUAAAAAGCAAACACUCGAAGUGUGCAGUUUUUAC
Galeopterus variegatus (Sunda flying lemur) is the source of this 1909-nucleotide messenger RNA. RefSeq names its product transmembrane protein 41B (gene TMEM41B). The record is from RefSeq and is a predicted model, not a curated record. The transcript is spliced from 9 exons. Gene Ontology annotation, cellular component: endoplasmic reticulum membrane. NCBI's taxonomy places the organism in Eukaryota, Metazoa, Chordata, Mammalia, Dermoptera, Cynocephalidae. Bases 192 to 1067 code for a protein of 291 amino acids.